GUUACUGGGCGCUCAAGCCUUACAGACGUGUUAUUUAAAGAUUGCUGCCUAACACGCCCGACUGCGUCUCCCCACUCACAGUUGAUUCGAGUUCUCUUCGGUUCUUCGAGAGGAUUCCCCAUGUCCCGCUGAAAUGUCAUUGAAAUUGAACCCAAUUAAGUCUUUCAAACUGGAGCUGGAUGGUGAGGGAGAUGCUGCCUUCACUGGAGGAGAGGUGGUUUCGGGCCAAGUGGUGUUGGAGCUCUGCAGGGACACCAAAGUGCACUCCAUGAAGGUGCAGGGACGAGGUGUAGCUACUGCACACUGGCUGGAGAACCGCGGCAUGAACUCCGUCUAUAACGACUACACCUCCAGGUUCACUUAUUUCAGAAAGAGGCAGCAUCUGAUCAGAGAUAAUGGCGACGUGACCGUACUUCCUGCAGGCAGACAUGAAUUCCCAUUCAGCUUCCAGCUGCCAGAGGAGACGUUGGUCACCUCCUUUGAGGGGAAACAUGGCAGCAUUCGUUACUGGAUCAAAGUGAAGCUGCAUCGGCCCUGGGCCACCGUCAAGAAAAUCAAGAAGGAAUUUACCGUCAUUGAGCCCAUCGACAUAAACACACCAGCGCUACUGGCACCACAGGCUGGAACGAAGGAUAAGAUGGCACGGACGUGGUACCGAAACUUUGGACAAGUGUCUGUUACUGCAAAAAUAGACCGCAAAGGAUAUACACCAGGCGAGGUCAUACCUGUUUUCGCGGAGUUUGACAAUUCGACUUCGCGGUCAAUCGUGCCCAAAGCAUACAUCACUCAGACUCAGACCUUCAUCGCCCGCGGCACCAUGAAGCAGAAGCGCGCCGUGGUGGCCACGCUGAGCGGCGACGUGGUGGGCGCCAGGUGCAGGGAGACGUGGCACGGUCGCGCAAUCAAGAUCCCGCCCGUGGGUCCGUCCAUCCUGCAGUGUCGCAUCAUUAAAGUGGAAUACAUGCUCAAGGUGUGUGUCGAUGUCCCGGGAACCUCCAAGCUGUUUCUCGAGCUGCCUUUGGUCAUAGGCACCAUUCCGCUCCAUCCGUUUGGAAGCAGGACUUCAAGCGUCAGCAGCCAGUACAGCGUCAAUCUGGAGUGGCUUCGUCUGGCCAUCCCAGAGCAGCCUGAGCCUCCUCCAGAGUACAGCUCUGUGGUGGCGGAGGGGGAGGCAGAGCAGUGCGGCAACAACAACGCAGCGGCCUCGCAGCCGGCCGAAGAUCUGAGUGGGAUCCUCGAGCGGCCCUUGAUGGCAUUUGUGCAGGAGUUCCGCUUCCGACCGCCGCCUGUGUACAGUGAGGUUGACCCCAACCCUCAGCCUUUCCACAUGAGGCCUCGCUGCAUGACGUGCUGAACUGCAAGACCCUGCCUGAGUGUGGAGCGAUGUAGAUUAAUCCGACGAAUCAGGAGAUUUAUCCGAUUCCUCCUCUUUGAAAAGUGGCACCUGGUCGUACCAGCGUCACUGAGAGACUGCGGUGAGCGCCGCGGUGAAAGUUGGCGCCGUCGCCACCAUUGGGGGCUUGGAGACGGAGGAGCAAGCCCCUGCUUUGUUUCCAGUCUUUACGUGGACUCCUUGCGGUUCUGCUAAGAUGGAAGCAGUGGCUCUGCGUCAGUGAUUUAAAAAAAAAAAAUGUUUUUCUGCUCUCUUUUUUUGAAAAAUCCUGAUGACGUGAGUUACAAACACUUCCCAAAGAAGGAUUCCCUCACCUGAAUUGAGAUUUAAAGAAUAUGGGAUGUGUGGAAGGGGUGAGGUCAGGUGUAAGUGCCUUGUUGUCAGUUGACAUGUUUACGAUUAUGUUGUCAUCUUUGAACGGUGUAAAGAGAAGUGCAAUUAUUGUUCAGUUUCUACGUCCCUUUUGCCUGGCUACACGAUGGAAGCCAAAAGACACAAGUGCCUGUGACAAUUUCUACUGUUAAUCAAGCACAUACUGCAAAUGAACAUUGUAUUGAUGGUUGGAGCAAGACGGAAAUGUGUUUUAUGCAUGCAGUAAAAAAAUACUUAAAAGGGAAAAGUACAUUUGCCUUAAACAUCCGUUGUGAAAGAGGAAGUUAGGAAAAAAACUAGAACCAAAAACAGUUGUGUUGCGCAACUUGGAAGUGUCAGAUAGUUAGUGGAUGCUGAGUUUUGUUUGCACAAAGCAGAAACAAAAUGGGCUGUGUGUUUAUUAAAGUGCAUGAGGCUCACUGAUAAGCUCCCCUAGCUGUUCAUAAAAAGGAGAUGCAGACCUCUGAACCGCGUGCUUGGAAGCUUUUGAUGGGAGCCAGAUGCCUCGUUGGUCUGAGCCGCUUUGGGAAGCUCAACCAGAACACACUUAAGACAAGCUUUAAGAUGGAGAUGCCUCCGGAGUGUACGGACAAGAACAUUCCAAAAAAAAAUUAACUCUGGGAUUAUGACUUUUGCUCAUGUUAAAAAAAAA
Molecule: messenger RNA, 2417 nt
Organism: Hippocampus comes (tiger tail seahorse)
Lineage: Eukaryota; Metazoa; Chordata; Actinopteri; Syngnathiformes; Syngnathidae
Gene: arrdc2
Product: arrestin domain containing 2
Exons: 8
Coding region: 134-1354 (406 amino acids)
Biological process (GO): protein transport
Cellular component (GO): plasma membrane; cytoplasm
Source: RefSeq, a predicted model, not a curated record